AGUGAGCCCUCUCGCUUUUAGCUGAAUUGGACUCUUUCAGUGAACUGUUGACUUUCUGCUAGCGUGCAAUGUAAACACGGGGUUUUGUUGAGACUUUAACAAGUUUGCAGUUCCUCUGUGUUGCAUUUUAAGACAAAACAAUUACGCUACUUAACACCUUCAAACGAGGAACUCAGCAAGAGGUUCUACGUUGACUACCGAGUCUUUAAAGUCACAUACCACUAGUAUCAAGGAUAUCAAGACUUUUCAAGGAUGCAGGUGCAGAGAGUCGUACUCAACUCACGACCAGGUGGGAAAAUAAACUUCCUUUAUCUGUCCUACAUAAGAGGGAGAGGCCUUUUUUUUCUCUAUAGGGGAGAGUGGGGUAAGUUGAGCCACCCUCUGUUAGUUGGAAAUGGUAAAAGAAAUUGAUCAUGUGACCAAAUAUUUAGGAGAUUGGCAUCAAUUCAUGGAGUCUGUGAAGGUUAGAAGCUCAUAGGUAAGGGGGUUAGACAUUUAUUUAAAAAAAAAAAAAAAAAAACAUUUUUCACUCUUGAAAGUGAAUUUAGUCUGUUACAAGUUUGAUUAGAAUUGUGUUCAGACCAAAAAAGGUCAUUUUAAACUUGUUUUAUACAUCAAUUGUGGUAUCUAUGAGCUACAACAUGAGGUCAAAAACAUAAAAGUCCACCAUUUUAGCUUAGAGGACUAAUAAAGUCAUUAUAAAGUCAUUGAGGUGGUAGGGAUAUGGCUCAACUUACCCCACCCCUAUGUUCAACUUACCCCAUACACAGGGUAAGUUGAACAUAGGAGACCACUUUUUUGGCAUGCUUUAUUAUCUGUUGGUUUGCAGGGAUGCACAACAUCUUGAAAUAUAUGUAGAUACACUAGUUAGAGACAAAAAUAUGAUUGUCUUGAUGUAGUGAUCAGAAAUAUGAAAACUGGCUCAUCUUACCCCACUCUCCUCUACUGUCUUUCGUUGAAACAUUACUGCAUCCAUGCAGCAAUAACAUUUAUACUGACUUUACUUUUCUUCUUUAAGGUAAAAAUGGGACCCCUGUACCGGAAAAUUUCCGACUGGAGGAUACGACCUUAUCACCUGAUCUGAAAGAUGGAGAGGUCCUACUUCGGACGCUUUACCUCUCAGUCGACCCUUAUAUGGUAUAGAUACAUUUAGAAUGCACUUACAUUUUUAUACUGUUUGAUUUGGUAUCCUACAUGUCUAGUAUAAACCCCACAAAAUAGAAAGGGUCAGUAUUUGAUAUGGAUAAGUUCUAGUUUAGGGAAUAAAUGAUGACUCAAGCUGCCUCUUGCCUUUGUCAUUCAAAAUAAUGCAUUCAUCAAGUUCAGCCUUACCUACAGGUUAAAGGGAUAUUGCUAUCGUGCGGUCGUUACUAAAGUUGAUAUAACUAGAGAAGUAAGCGGUAAGCAACAUUUAUCUCUCAAGGGGGGUGUUAACUCAGUGUUACGGUGUGUUUGACCCUAACUUAAUUUUACGCCGGAAUAUCCCUUUAAUGCUGCAAACGUCCCCUUUAUCACUAAUAUUUCUGUCUUUGUUUUGCAGCGGUGUAGAAUGAAUGAAGACACUGGCGCUGAGUACUUGACUCCAUGGCAGCUGUCUGAGUGUGUGGAUGGUGGAGGUGUUGGCAUGGUUGAGUCUAGUCGCUGUGCCAGUUUCACAAAGGGAGAUGUGGUCACAAGCUUUAACUGGCCUUGGCAGACCCAUGUUGUCAUGGAAGGAAGUAUCUUACAAAAGGUGUGGCAUCAUGCUGUUUAACAUUUUUAACGGUAAACUUUGUUAUAUUUCCCCUCUUAGAAAGAACGAUUGCUUUAAAUCGUAUCAUCGUGAGUUGUUAUGUUUCUUUUUGUCCAUCACAGGUUGAUCCACGGCUGGUUGACGGACACUUGUCCUACUUUCUGGGUGCGGUGGGCAUAACAGGAUUAACAGCGCUUCUCGGUGUAAGAGAGAAGGGUAACGUGAUCAAAGGAGGCAAUCAGACAAUGGUGGUGAGCGGCGCAGCGGGGGCCUGCGGCUCCAUAGCUGGACAGGUAGAUACAGCAAAGUGUAGAAGUAGUAUAACAGGGUGCCUCUGUUAUCUGAGGUUAAUGUAAAGAAACAGCAUUCUCAAUUUUUUUUUUUUUUUAACAUAUGGUAUUAUUGACUUGAUUUCACUCUGUUUCCUUUUUCCAGAUUGGCAGGCUUGAUGGUUGCGUAAGAGUGGUAGGUAUUUGUGGUUCGAGUGACAAAUGCAGAGCCAUAGUGGAAGACUUGGGCUUUGAUGCAGCCAUCAACUACCGUCAAGAGGAUGUUCCUACAAGGCUGAAAGAGAGCUGCCCUCAUGGAAUAGAUGUUUACUUUGACAAUGUGGGAGGAAACAUCAGUGAUUCUGUAAUCACACAGGUACUGCUUGAAUGUAUCUAGGUGCAGAGCAGUACCAAAUGCUGUUUUUGGCAUGAUCAUUUGUUAAAUCUAAUGUGUUAUUUGGCUUUGUUUCUUUUGGUAUUGGUGCUGCCAAUAUUUGCAAAAUUAGAAAGUCAAGACUUUGUGUUCUCCUGUUUCUCAGCAGUGAGUAUUCUGUGUCUUAUAAAAUCGAUUUCAAACAUUGACCUCUAGCCUUCUCUUUAUCUUCAGAUGAACAAUGGAGGCCAUGUGAUCUUGUGUGGGCAGAUCUCACAGUACAACAAGGAUGUGCCUUAUCCUCCCCCUUUGAGUGAGGAGAUACAGGAAAUCCUGCGAAGUAAGAACAUCACCCGGGAGCGAUUUAUGGUGCUUAACUACAUGAACAAAGCAGAAACUGCCCUGAGUGAGCUCAGCCAGUGGAUUAAAUCAGGCCAAAUCAAGGUAGGGAGGAAAUUAUGAUGAUGUGUGGGUGCCAGUGUUUGUGUGCAAAAUGCAGGUCUCUUUCUCAUCCGUAUAUUCACACUGUUGUAUUAAAUUUUUACUUCCAUCCUGCAGGUUCUGGAGACUACAGUUGACGGGAUUGAAAAUAUGGGAGGUAUGUGGAUUAUGAAUUUUACAUUGUUACGUCGCUGUUUCACUUCAUCACAAGACUGUUUUUGUAAACUGGGAGGAGUUUGAGUCUUUUCUUCCCUCUCCUUUGCAGGUGCAUUUUGCUCUAUGAUGAAAGGGGGAAACACUGGCAAGCAAAUCAUAAAGAUAUCAGAGUGAAGAAACUGACUGUAGCCUCCAGUUCUCAGAGAGAGACUGUUCUUAACAGACACCAUGGGAAAUAAACAUACAAUUAUCUUUAUAACCCUGCUAUCAACACUAAUCUUGGAACCGUGGUAAGAUAUUGCUUUGAUUAGCUAACACCAGCUGGUUACAGUUAUGAAACAAACAAAAAAAAACAUUGCCAGAAAUUGUCUUCCUCAGAAAUGAAAAACUAAAUUUUACGAGUGGUUGGCUGGGAAAGUCUUGAUUAUUAAUAUUUUAUCUAUUUUGGAAAGUUGUGUAGACAUUAACAAAUAAAGUUGUAUACUGAA
This is a messenger RNA of Xyrichtys novacula (pearly razorfish), 3459 nucleotides long. Lineage: Eukaryota; Metazoa; Chordata; Actinopteri; Labriformes; Labridae. The record is from the annotation of a GenBank genome assembly.